This is a messenger RNA of Dalotia coriaria, 807 nucleotides long. Its product is annotated as CDGSH iron-sulfur domain-containing protein 2 homolog. Lineage: Eukaryota; Metazoa; Arthropoda; Insecta; Coleoptera; Staphylinidae. The record is from RefSeq and is a predicted model, not a curated record. Gene Ontology annotation, biological process: regulation of autophagy. Bases 205 to 600 code for a protein of 131 amino acids. Gene Ontology annotation, cellular component: mitochondrial outer membrane; intracellular membrane-bounded organelle. Gene Ontology annotation, molecular function: 2 iron, 2 sulfur cluster binding. The transcript is spliced from 3 exons.
CAUUCACUUUCCCAUCCAAGCGUAGAAAAGCAAGCGAGCAGCGCAAAAAAAAGUUCAACAACCUUGAGUCCACCACGAAUCAAAAAUUCACUUGCAUAUUAUACAAGUGACACUCUGGGCGCAUAAAGUGGUACGCAGGUUAUUUUCGUAUUCUAAUCUUACUUUGAACAAAUCCCAACAAGGUCGUACGGAAAACAAGUGAAAAUGCAAGGUGUUUCGUCGUUGGUAAAGAGCACAAUUCCCAAUUACUUGUCGAGUCUUCCGAUCCCAGACUCGAUAGGCGGAUGGUUUAAACUUGGAGUUAAAGACUGGGCGGCGCUGAUUCCACCAACUGCAGCACUUGCAGGCUUCACUUACAUUACCUACAGAGCGUUUUGUCCUCAUGGCAGGCCUGCACCAUGCGGAAAAGUGAAUCCAAACAUCCUGAAGACCAAUCCGAAGGUGGUUGACUCUGUGGAUGUGGAGGAUAUUGCCGAUAAGGCAGCGUUCUGUCGCUGUUGGAGAAGCAAAAAUUGGCCUUAUUGUGAUGGUGCACAUGGUGUUCACAACAAAGAGACUGGUGAUAAUGUAGGCCCGGUUGUUGUCAAGCGAGAAAAGUGAAGAAGAUAAUAUUACUGAUGUGUUUAGCCAAAACUCUUAGAUAAUUUUCCGAAGAAAUAAAUUGUUACAAGUACUUUAGGUGUUUGGUUGCUGCGGGUUUUUGCUCACUUGUUAACAGGCAAUUUUUGAUUGUUUGAUUAUUUUUUGUUACAUUGAUAGCUUCAAGCAAAGUUAUGUGUUCAAAAUAAAGUAAACAUGCAAAACACA